AUGAGUGCAUCUAAUGUACAGGAAAGUGAAGUGCGAAUCGCACACUCUCUGAAUAUGAAGGAGGCGGCGUGUGUGAAAAAAAGGAGAAGUGAAAUCUGGUCAAGCCUGAAAACACUUGGUAUAAACUGUAGUCAGGAUAAAGUUCCAAACAUUGCAUUACUGGGUUCUGGAGGAGGACAAAGAGCCAUGGUGGGUUUGCUGGGAUCCCUGGAUCAGCUUGAUAAAACAGGUCUUCUGAGCUGUCUUCUUUAUCUGAGCGGAGUUUCUGGAUCCACCUGGUGCAUGGCCUCCUUAUAUCAGGAACCAGACUGGUCCACUAAACUACAGGCUGUGAAAGAGAAAAUCGUCAGGAGAAUCAGCGGUCCACCAGUCAGCUGGUCAGAUGCGUAUGCCAAACUGAAGAAAUAUUACAGAGAGAAAGAGUACUUCAGCUUGACUGAUGUGUGGGCAACGAUGGUCGUCACAACAUAUGUGAAAGAGAUCGACGAGCGCACAUUCACAGAUUGGCUGGGACAGUCCAAGAACAACCCGUUUCCCAUCUACACUUUGAUUGACAAGGAAUGUAAACAGUCCGGAGAUGGAGAUCCCUGGUUCGAGAUUAGUCCAUGUGAAGCAGGCUAUUCUCUCACUGGAGCGUUUGUGAAAACUCCCAGCUUCGGCAGUCAGUUUGUAAAUGGCCGUAAGACAACAUCUCAGCCUGAAAUGGACAUGCUGCUCCUGCAAGCUCUGUGUGGCAGUGCUCUGGCUGAUGGAGAAGAAAAUAAGAAAUUCCUCUGGAGCAAAAUCAAAGGUCUGUUUAGACAUGCAAGUGAUCAAAUGAUUGAGCAGAUGGAGCAAGAUCCAAUCCUCCAACAGGUAGACACGUGUUCAGACGUGCUGGAGGAACUUGCGGCCAUAAAUAUCUGUCUUUUGGAUGGAGAAGAUCCUACGACUCUUGAUCAUUCUAUCAGAAAAAGUCUGAAAGAUCUCGCUGGACACGAUCCUCAAUUAAUUUCUCCUGAUAAAAGCAGUGAAGAUGAAUACACGUUGGAAGUGUGCGGACUCUUGGAGGAAUUGCAAGUGAAAUUGAACAUAAGCUGGCCUGUAGAUUUGAAGAUGUGGAUAAGGAUUUUUGUAUGCAUGGCUAAGUGGACCUGGGGCAGGAAUUAUGACUUUCUCUACAACAUGAGAGAUCCUGCAGUUCCCGCUGCUCUUCUGAAAAGUAAAACCAGAGACUAUGAAGAUGCUGGACUGUUGCUGAACUCACCCUAUUUCUCUGUGCUGAGAACAGAAAGAAAGAUUGACAUCAUCAUUUCUCUGGAUUUCAGUGAAGGCGAUCCUUUCCAGACAGUGAAAGAAGCUGCCGAGGCAUGCAGGAAACUAAAGAUCCCUUUCCCUCCAAUCAACUUACUUGCUGAGGACAUCAAGAACCCGAAGGAUUUCUAUGUGUUCAAAAACACAUCAACAGACAAAAAGGCCCCAACCGUGAUCCAUAUUCCUCUCUUUAAUGUGAUCAACUGUGGAGAUAAACUUGGGCAAUAUAGGAAGAACUAUACUACUUUUCAAGGAGCUUACAGCGCUGAGAAGAUCAUAGAUCUAAUGAACGUGGCUGGAAAAAACAUCUCAAACAACAAACAGGAGCUGAUUAAUGUGAUCAAUGAAGUCAUUAGGAAAAAAUGAUGAUCUGAACAUCAGUGGUGUUUUCUGAUCUGAACAUCAGGAGACAAAGUCCACAUGUAAUCAAAGAGAAUCGCUGAUUUUUUUUCAUGCUUGAUCUUUUUUAGAGACACAGAUAAUCUAUGAAAAUCCAAUCAACCAGAAACAGUAAAAGUGUUUCCAUCUCAGUUUAUGUGCAUCUUG
Danio rerio (zebrafish) is the source of this 1839-nucleotide messenger RNA. Lineage: Eukaryota; Metazoa; Chordata; Actinopteri; Cypriniformes; Danionidae. The record is from RefSeq and is a predicted model, not a curated record.